UAGCUAGAAAUGCUCUAGCAACAUCGGUCAAAUCUAACGUAACCUAAAAAUUGGUGAUUCUUUAGCGUAAAUAAAAAAUUAAAUAAGUAUAAAUUCUUUUAGUUUUUCAACGUUAAUGAAAUUUAAAUCAGAAGAUGUGUAAACCGCGUAACAAAAAGAUCAUAGGUACCUAAGGAAGUAUUUCCAUUGCAAACACUUAAGUCUUAGUAGCUUUCCUUUCAGCAAAAUGGAUUCUGUGUGGUUUAGAGCAGAGUUGUCUGAUGAAAUAAUACGGAAUGAAGACAUAUUCGCUAAAACAUCGAGUAUUGUUACUGACAUAAUAUCUUUUCACAUAGACAUAACACGCCUUGUUGAAAAUAUGGCCGGAGUCCUUACAAACAAAGAACCUGAAAAUCGUGAAAAAGGAAUGAGAUUCUAUACCAAAAUCUUAAAAGAAUUACCAAGAGAUUUCUUAUCGGAAAAGCAAGUUAAAUAUAUAACAAGAUUUUAUAUCGACCGUUUAAAGGACAACCAUAGAGUUAUACCAUCAGUUUUAGAAGGAUAUUUGGCUAUCAUUGAUAUGAAGAACUAUGAUGUGCAGGGUAGUGGGGAAUUCUUUACUAUGCUGUUUAGAGAAGUACCGUGCCAGUCACAAGUGAGACAAGACAGGCAGAAUAUCUAUUUGAUUAUAAAGAGGUUACUAGAGAAAGAUAUUGAAUACAUGAAAACUUUGGGGCCAGACUUUGUCUAUGGAUUCAUAUCAGCAAUGGAUGGAGAGAGGGACCCACGUAACUUACUGUUUCUAUUUGGAUUUCUUCCAACGUUCCUGAGACAUAUACCACUUGGACAUUUAGUUGAAGAAAUGUUCGAAGUGAUCUCAUGCUAUUAUCCAAUUGAUUUUCAUCCAUCACCGGAAGAUCCGGCAGCUGUGUCCAGACAAGACUUAGCGGAUGAACUGUGUCCGUGUUUGUGUGCUAUACCACAGUUUGGGGAGCAUUGCCUGGUAUUGUUGUUAGAAAAGUUGGAUUCCAGCUUAAGGUUGGCCAAACUUGAUUCAUUGAAGCUAUUGGAAAAAAGCUGCAAGACAUUUCACCCAGAAGCUUAUGAUCCCUUCCUGAAAGCUUUAUGGUCUUCAGUGAACAGGGAAAUAUCUCACAAAACCGAUGAGGAACUAAAAAUGGCUGCCCACCAAGCAUUAUCAGCAUUAGUUGCUAAAUUGGCAACUUCUUGCAACACAAGUCAAUCAUUCGAGAAUUUCGUUAAAGGAAUACUUAUCUCCAUGCAAACUGCUAUAGCAGAGGCCUCCACAGUCGCACAGUUUGUUCAAGCUACUAAAGUACUACUGACAACUGCAAAUGCUUCAAAAGAAUCUUGUGUUCUCAUAACCAAAUCCAUGAUACCUGCUGCUCUGGCAUUUUACGAACUAAACCAAACUCGGAAACUACAAAUAGCAACAUUAGAUUUUCUAGGUGAUCUAUAUGAACUGGCGGUACAUUGGGAAGUAUUAGAUGAUAUCGAAAAGCAGGUCAUUGAAAUACCUCAGUUAUGCUUGACAGCAGUCAGCCAGCCUGAUAAGGAAUACCAAAUAGCAGGUUUCAAAGCGAUGAUAAGAGUAAAGAAAGUCAUAGAAACAGAAUUAAUUGUGCCGUUUGUCGAAGUAUUGAUUCAUAAUAUCCAACAUAGUCAAGAAAAUGAUGUUUUAAGCGUAAGUGUGGAGGCAGUUCAUGCUUUAGCUAGAAAAUACCCGGAAACUAUCAUGGCAUUGGUGGUCAAAGGGAAAUGUGAUUUAGAAAACUUGACUCAAGACAAAACUGGUUUGAAAAAACGACUGAAUUUACUCUCAAACUUGGCAAGUAUAGAUGAUUUUACGAAAGUAAUUAUAGAGGAAAUGUUGAAAUUGAUCACUUCAAAAGACCAGGAGGCCUUAAAAGUUGUAGAGGCACUAAGUGAAUCCAUGUCUAAUUCAAGUUUGUACAGUGACCAAAAAUUGAUGCAAAUCGAGAGUGACCACGGUCUCAUAGACUCCAUACUUUCCUGGCUUAUAAAUGAGGUGCCUUUAAACACACUAGACUCCUUAACCCAUGGAUAUUCCUUGAUUUCUACAACUAUAGCCAGUUUGCCAGCUGAGAAGCAAUGUAAUAUUCUGGCAAAACACACACAAACGGUUUUAGAAAAAAGUAAAAACGAAGAAUGUUAUUUCCUCACCUUAGAAUCUUUGUAUAACUCUUUGCAUACAACAGUUUUUGAAACUAAUUUUCCUGAGAUUAUGUUGUUAAGUUUGAAAUUGUCGUUAUCUUCUGAUGAUGAACUUACUAGAAGAAAAGCAUGCAGUUUAGUAGCUCAUUUUAUGAACAAAGCAGAAUACGGCCAAAAGUUCGAUAUUUUAUAUGAUCAAUUGAAGAAUCAUUUGACAACUUGUAAUAGAGAUAGUGAGAAAUUGUGUCCAAGACUUAUAAUGCUGUAUGGAUGGAUAACCAAAGCUUUGGUAUUGAGAGGAAGCAAUCUAUUCCAGUUUUGGUUAGAAAAAAUAACAAAAGUCCUAUCAAUACCAGACUACAGCCUAGCCAGCGCUGAAGCGAUCUAUCUCAUCAUGACCGAUGACCCCGACCAUUUGACCCCCAAGCACCACUGCCGAAUAAGCUUACUAUACAGACAAAGGAUGUAUCAGAGCUUCUCAGCUUUGGCGAGUAAGCUGGAAGUGACCGAUGGUACGAAGGAGAAUGUGUUACUUAGCUGGGCCUAUGUGUUGGCUAAGGCGCCUAAGACUGUACUUAAUAGUGAGGUUAAUAAGGUCGUGCCCCUAGUGAUCGAUUCCCUACAGUACGACAACAAGGAUCUGUUACUCGUCAUGACCGAUGUGCUAUCGUAUCUGGUGCAAGCAAAACACGCCACCGUGGCUGAUAGUAUACAGACCAUUUUGCCACGGCUGGUCAAUUUAUCCAAAUAUGUUAAAUCUAUGGACGUCAGAAUAAAAAGUCUCCAAUGCCUAUUCGACAUAGCGCACACUUACCCCACCAUGCUCCUGCUUCCAUUCAAGCAAGACGUGUUGUUAGACCUGGCGCCAUCUCUCGACGACAAGAAGCGCCUCGUGCGCAACAUGGCCGUGAAGGCGCGCACGAGGUGGUUCCUCAUUGGCGCGCCGGGGGAGGAUAAGACGAAUUGAACCAAUAGGAAUUAUGUGAAAAGACUUGAUGGCCUAUCGACAUCAUAGAAAAAUCGAAUAUCCUUAUCUGUUUCUUUAAUUGCUGUUGCAUAUUCGAGCGAUAGAGAGGCAUGAUAUAUAACUAUUUUUAAUUUUUCAAUGUUGGCGGCAGAGCUUCAGACUAAUUUUUUUUUGUUAUUUUUUUAAAAAUAUCCAGUUCUAUACCUCGAAUUCAGGUAAUUGGCUACUUAAAACGUCUUCCAAAUUUUAAAAUCGAAAGUUAUAUAUGGCAAGAUUGGCAAGUAAAGUUUGGCAUUUAAACUGUCACAAAAUGGCCUCUCAUCGUUUUUCCCCUAUGUUUCUCGUAAUUAUUACUUAUGCAUGAAUAGUAGCAAUGAGUCUACAAAAAAGUUAAUAUAAUAUUGUUAAUGCAGGAAUAUACGCAAAUAAAUAUCAUGUUAUAACGGCA
Molecule: messenger RNA, 3590 nt
Organism: Cydia pomonella (codling moth)
Lineage: Eukaryota; Metazoa; Arthropoda; Insecta; Lepidoptera; Tortricidae
Gene: Mms19
Product: MMS19 nucleotide excision repair protein
Biological process (GO): iron-sulfur cluster assembly
Cellular component (GO): cytosolic [4Fe-4S] assembly targeting complex
Source: RefSeq, a predicted model, not a curated record